Messenger RNA from Arachis stenosperma, 2629 nucleotides. Its product is annotated as exocyst complex component SEC6-like. Gene Ontology annotation, molecular function: SNARE binding. The transcript is spliced from 24 exons. NCBI's taxonomy places the organism in Eukaryota, Viridiplantae, Streptophyta, Magnoliopsida, Fabales, Fabaceae. The coding region runs from base 205 to 2469 and encodes 754 amino acids. The record is from RefSeq and is a predicted model, not a curated record. Gene Ontology annotation, cellular component: exocyst. Gene Ontology annotation, biological process: exocyst localization; exocytosis.
UCUCCUAGCUAACUUCUCUCUCUCUCUCUCUCUCUUCGAAGCAUUCAUUGAAUUCUUCUCCAAACAACAAUUUGGUUUAUCGCGUUUUCAUCUUCAUGCGCUUAUCAUAUUCAUGCUCGAUUUCACCCGAACCAUUCCGUAAGAGAGUAUUAUUUUCUUCUUCCUUUCUUUUUCUUCUGUUUUUGGAAACUUCUAUCGGCAAAGAUGAUGGCGGAGGAUCUCGGUGUGGAAGCGAAGGAGGCGGCUAUUCGCGAGGUGGCGAAGCUGCUAUCUCUUCCGGAGCAGCUGAUCUCAAUCUCUUCCAUCAAGGCCGAUUACAUUUCGCGCCAACAGGCCAAUGAUGCACAGCUUAGUACCAUGGUUGUAGAGCAGGUUGAAAAGGCCCAGUCUGGACUGAAAUCACUCUCUCGUUCAGAGCAGACCACAACUCAGCUUCGUGAAAACUUUGUUAACAUUGAAAAGUUAUGUCUGGAAUGCCAAACAUUAAUCGAGAACCAUGACCAGAUAAAGCUACUUUCCCAUGCAAGAAAUAACUUAAACACAACCUUGAAGGAUGUUGGAGGUAUGAUGUCCAUCUCUGUUGAGGCUGCUGCAGCUCGGGAUUCUCUGACUGAUGACAAAGAAAUUGUGCACACUUAUGAGAGGUUAACAGCUUUGGAUGGAAAGCGGAGAUUUGCUCUUGCAGCUGCAGGAUCUCACAAGGAAGAGGCUGGGAGACUAAGAGAAUAUUUUGAAGAUGUAGAUAGGACCUGGGAAACCUUUGAGAAGACACUAUGGGGUCACAUAUCCAAUUUCGUUGCACUUUCUAAACAAAGCCCACAGACUUUGGUCCGUGCUUUAAGAGUUGUUGAAAUGCAAGAAAUCCACGAUCAACAGGUUGCAGAGGAAGUAGCUGAGGCUGAAGGGGAGGAUAUGGCUUCGGCUCCAAAUCUUCGUAGGAGUGCUACGAGAGCUGGAAAUGCCACAGCUUCAGAAAAUUCAACACAGCAAAAAUUGAAGGUUCAAGGAAAAGGGUUUAAGGAUAAGUGCUAUGAGCAAUUAAGGAAGACUGCGGAACAGCGCUUUAACAAGCUUCUCACUAAGCUUGUAUUUGAGGACCUGAAAGCAGCUAUAGAGGAAGCGAAAGUGAUUUCAGAUGAACUUGGAGAUAUAUAUGACUAUGUAGCUCCCUGUUUUCCCCCAAGAUACGAAAUUUUCCAACUAAUGGUAAAUCUAUACACCGAGAGAUUUGUUCAGAUGCUAAGGUUGCUUAGUGACAGGGCGAAUGAGUUGACAAAUAUAGAGAUAUUAAAGGUAACUGGUUGGGUGAUGGAAUACCAAGAGCAUCUCAUUGCACUUGGUGUUGAUGAGACUCUAGCCCAAGUGUGCUCUGAGAGUGGUGCCUUGGAUCCUCUUAUGGACUCCUAUGUUGAAAGAAUGCACGCUACAACAAAGAAAUGGUACUUGAAUAUUUUGGAGGCUGAUAAAACACAACCCCCAAAGAGAACCGAAGAUGGAAAGCUAUAUACCCCAGCUGCUGUUGAUUUAUUCAGGAUACUUGCGGAGCAAGUACAAAUUGUUAGGGAUAACAGUACUGAUGUCAUGUUAUACAGAAUUGCCUUGGCAACCAUUCAGGUGAUGAGUGAUUUUCAAGCUGCUGAAAUGAAGAGACUUGAAGAACCUGCUCCUGAUAUUGGUCUGGCACCUCUCUGUGCUAUGAUUAACAACAAUUUGCGGUGUCAUGAUCUUGCAAUGGAGCUAGGUAAUAGUACUAUAGAAGCCCUUCCAGAGAUCUAUGCUGACCAGGUUAAUUUUGAAGAUACUUGUAAGGGUUUUCUUCAAGUUGCCAAGGAAGCUUUGCAUCAAACUGUCACGGUAAUAAUUUUAGAUCCUGGUAACCAGGAGUUAUUGUCCAAGCUAUACCAUCCAGAAUGGAGUGAGGGACUUGUUACAGAGUACUUGCUUGCAACAUAUGAAGAUUAUUUUAAAGAAGUAAAAGAGUACAUUGAAGACAGAUCUUAUAAGAGAUUGGUUGAACACUGCCUGGAGGAAACAGUGGUUAUUUAUGUUGAUCAGCUCUUAUCACAGAAAAACUACAUUAAGGAAGAAACCAUUGAACGAAUGAAACUAGAUGAGGAGGUUAUCAUGGACUACUUUAAGACCGAAAUCAAUGUUUCUAAAAUUGAAAAUAGAUUAAGAAUACUCAAAGAUUUGCGAGAUCUUGCUUCAGCUACAAGUCUGGAUUACUUCACACUCAACUAUUCUAAUAUACUUGAGCAUCAACCCGACUGCCCGCCUGAAGUUGUUGAGAAAAUUGUAGCCUUACGUGAAGGCAUUCCACGGAAAGAUGCCAAGGAGGUGAUACAAGAGUGCAAAGAGAUGUACGAAAAUUCGCUUGUUGAUGGGAAACCUCGAAAGAGAGGUUUUGUUUUCUCAAGAUUGAAGUGCUUACAAGUUAAGUCGGGAGGCAUUUGGCGAAAACUCACUUGAACUAUCAUUGCAUUCACUUGUUCAUGUCGCUAUUUGUUUUGUAUAUGGCCUCUUUAUGGCGUUUCAUUCAUUCUUUCUUUAUUUGGUAGAAAUUCCUGUUAUUUAAAAAUAUUAUAAAUACUGAUUAUUGUAUAUUAUGUUAAAAUACUUAUUCUUAUUA